Thamnophis sirtalis is the source of this 921-nucleotide messenger RNA. The record is from RefSeq and is a predicted model, not a curated record. Lineage: Eukaryota; Metazoa; Chordata; Lepidosauria; Squamata; Natricidae.
CUGUGACAUAAGAUAGAUGAAUGAUCAUGAUGGGCUCAAAGUGACUUGAGUAAACUCUAUGCCAGACUAGAGACUAGGUUUUUAAAAAUUAUAUUGCAACGGUCUGAAAGUACUUAGAAAAAAUGUCUGCACUUAAAACCAACUAAUAUCUGUCCACCUCUCUGAAAGGAAUCAAAAGGGCUUUUCUUGAAAAAUAGAUUGAAUAUUAUAUGUAAACUAUAUGUAAACGUUAUACAUAAAAAAUCAUAGAUAGUGCAGUGAGAUAACAUAAUAUGUAUAGUAAACAUGCUUUCUUAAGCUGUUAGUCAAAGAAUAAUACCCAUGGGAUUUUUUUUCUUCUUUCAGUGUGGUGCCUGUUGGGCUUUCAGUGUUGUUAGUGGAAUAGAAUCUGCUUAUGCAAUUAAAAGAAACACUCUGGAAGAACUCAGUGUACAACAAGUCAUCGAUUGUUCAUAUAAUAAUUAUGGUUGCAAUGGGGGUUCAACUAUUAGUGCGCUGAGUUGGUUAAAUGAGACACAUGUGAAACUGGUGAGAGAUUCGAAGUAUCCGUUUCAAGCUCAUGCAGGAUUGUGCCAUUACUUCAGACGUUCUGAUUUUGGAAUCUCAGUAACAGAUUAUGUUGCAUAUGAUCUAAGCAAACACGAAGAUGAAAUGAUGAAGAUGCUGAUUAAAUGGGGUCCUUUGUCAGUAGUUGUAGAUGCUCUUAGCUGGCAAGAUUAUCUUGGUGGUAUCAUACAACAUCAUUGUUCUAGUGGGGAACAAAAUCACGCUGUGGUUGUAACUGGUUUUGAUAGAACAGGUGUCAUUCCCUAUUGGAUUGUACGGAACUCCUGGGGACGUACAUGGGGAAUAAACGGCUAUGCUCAUGUUAAAAUGGGUUCUAAUAUUUGUGGUAAGUUUGGAUUCUGUAUAAUUGUAUAA